Molecule: messenger RNA, 3445 nt
Organism: Acinonyx jubatus (cheetah)
Lineage: Eukaryota; Metazoa; Chordata; Mammalia; Carnivora; Felidae
Gene: RHBDF1
Product: rhomboid 5 homolog 1
Exons: 17
Coding region: 183-3164 (993 amino acids)
Biological process (GO): regulation of epidermal growth factor receptor signaling pathway; regulation of protein secretion
Cellular component (GO): endoplasmic reticulum membrane
Molecular function (GO): serine-type endopeptidase activity
Source: RefSeq, a predicted model, not a curated record
GGCGCGCACGCCCCUCGCUCCAUGGCAUUCCCGGGCGGGCGGGCCGGACAGGCGCGCGGGCGGGGACUCGGCGCGGGCGCCCUCCCGGCCGGCGGUGGCAGCCCCUCCCCGGAGCCCUCAGGACCCCCCGAGGACCCUCGGUGCCAGCGGCGGCUGCGGCCUGCCUUGCCCCACCUGGAACCAUGAGUGAGGCCCGCAGGGACAGCACGAGCAGCCUGCAGCGCAAGAAGCCACCCUGGUUGAAGCUGGACAUACCAGCUGUAGCGCCCCCAGUGACCGAGGAACCCAGCUUCUUACAGGUAGGCCCUGGCCAGGAGAGGCUGUGGGUAUACUCCAUCCACCCUCCUCACCGUGACCCCACUGUCCAGCCCCUGAGACGCCAGGCUUUCUUGCGGAGUGUGAGUAUGCCGGCUGAGACAGCCCAUAUCCCCUCGCCCCACCAUGAGGUCCGGCGGCCAGUUUUGCAGCGCCAGACGUCCAUCACCCAGACCAUCCGCAGCCGACAGGUGCGCUUUGGGCGUGUCCACACUCUGCCCCUCUUGGGUCCCCCUGGUGCCCGCAGGGCCCUCCCACAGCGCCGGUCUCUCUCUCGGUCCCUGCUCAGGGGCACAGCUGACUGGUUCGGAGUGAGCAAGGACAGCGACAGCACCCAGAAAUGGCAGCGCAAGAGCAUCCGCCACUGCAGCCAGCGCUAUGGAAAGCUGAAGCCGCAGGUCAUCCGGGAGCUAGACCUGCCUAGCCAGGACAACGUGUCUCUGACCAGCACUGAGACGCCCCCGCCACUGUACGUGGGGCCAUGCCAGCUGGGCAUGCAGAAGAUCAUAGAUCCCCUGGCCCGGGGCCGGGCCUUCCGAGUGGCAGAUGACACGGCUGAUGGCCUGAGUACCCCACACACACCUGUCACGCCUGGUGCUGCUUCCCUCUGCUCCUUCUCCAGCUCCCGCUCGGGCUUCAGCCGGCUCCCGCGGCGACGCAAGCGUGAAUCGGUGGCCAAGAUGAGCUUCCGGGCAGCUGCAGCCCUGGUGAAGGGCCGCUCUGUUAGGGAUGGCACAUUGCGCCGGGUGCAGCGCCGAAGCUUCACUCCCGCCAGCUUCCUGGAGGAGGACACAGCUGACUUCCCCGACGAGUUGGACACGUCCUUCUUUGCCCGGGAAGGAGUCCUCCACGAGGAGCUGUCCACAUACCCAGAUGAGGUGUUUGAGUCCCCUUCGGAGGCAGCACUCAAAGACUGGGAGAAAGCCACAGAGCAGGCAGACCUCACGGGUGGGGCCCUGGACCGCAGUGAGCUUGAGCGCAGCCACCUGAUGCUGCCCCUGGAACGAGGCUGGAGGAAGCAGAAGGAGGGUGGUGCAGCGGCCCCACAGCCCAAGGUGCGGCUGCGGCAGGAGGUAGUGAGCACGGCGGGUCAGCGGCGGGGCCAGCGCAUCGCGAUGCCCGUGCGCAAGUUCUUUGCCAGGGAGAAGCGGCCGUAUGGGCUGGGCAUGGUGGGCCGGCUGACCAACCGCACUUACCGCAAGCGUAUCGACAGUUAUGUCAAGCGCCAGAUUGAGGACAUGGACGACCACAGGCCCUUCUUCACCUACUGGCUCACCUUCGUGCACUCACUCGUCACCAUUCUAGCCGUGUGCAUCUACGGCAUCGCGCCUGUGGGCUUCUCGCAGCAUGAGACUGUGGACUCGGUACUGCGGAACCGCGGGGUCUAUGAGAACGUCAAGUACGUGCAGCAGGAGAACUUCUGGAUCGGGCCCAGCUCGGAGGCUCUCAUUCACCUGGGUGCCAAGUUCUCGCCCUGCAUGCGCCAGGACCCGCAGGUACACAGUUUCAUCCGCGCUGCGCGUGAGCGUGAGAAGCACUCGGCCUGCUGCGUGCGCAAUGACCGGUCGGGCUGCGUGCAGACCUCGGAGGAGGAGUGCUCGUCCACGCUGGCAGUGUGGGUGAAGUGGCCCUUCCACCCCAGUGCCCCAGAUCUUGCGGGCCGCAAGAGGCAGUUUGGCUCUGUCUGCCACCAGGACCCCAGGGUGUGUGAUGAGCCUUCCUCCGAGGACCCCCACGAGUGGCCAGAUGACAUCACCAAGUGGCCGAUCUGCACCAAAAACAGCGCCGGGAACCACACCAACCACCCUCACAUGGACUGUGUCAUCACGGGCCGGCCCUGCUGCAUCGGCACAAAGGGCAGGUGUGAGAUUACCUCCCGGGAGUACUGUGACUUCAUGAGGGGCUACUUCCACGAGGAGGCCACACUGUGCUCCCAGGUGCACUGCAUGGAUGACGUGUGUGGGCUCCUGCCCUUUCUCAACCCUGAGGUGCCUGACCAGUUCUACCGCCUGUGGCUGUCCCUCUUCUUGCACGCUGGGAUCCUGCACUGCCUGGUGUCAGUCUGCUUCCAGAUGACUGUCCUGCGGGACCUGGAGAAGUUGGCAGGCUGGCACCGAAUAGCCAUCAUCUACCUGCUGAGCGGUGUCACCGGUAACCUGGCCAGUGCCAUUUUCCUGCCAUACCGGGCAGAGGUAAGACCGUCACCCAGAGUGGGGACUCCCCCAUGUGCACCUGCUGCCUGUCGUAAACCGAGUCCACGUCCAGCACGGAGUCUGGGGCCCUGGAGAGUCCAGACUGGGAGCAUCUCCUUUUGGCUCCUUAAUCUCAGUGUGCUGCAGGCCACGGGAGGCAGGACGGGGAGACGCGGCUCUGGGUUGGGGCGGGCCUGCUCAGCCCCACCAGCUCACAGCCACCCACACUGCCGCCAGGUGGGCCCAGCCGGCUCGCAGUUUGGCAUCCUGGCCUGCCUGUUCGUGGAGCUCUUCCAGAGCUGGCAGGUCCUGGCAAGGCCCUGGCGUGCCUUCUUCAAGCUGUCGGCUGUGGUCCUCUUCCUGUUCACCUUUGGGCUGCUGCCCUGGAUCGACAACUUCGCUCACAUCUCGGGCUUCAUCAGCGGCCUCUUCCUCUCCUUUGCCUUCCUGCCCUACAUCAGCUUCGGCAAGUUUGACCUGUACCGCAAGCGCUGCCAGAUCAUCGUCUUUCAGGUGGUCUUCCUGGGCCUCCUGGCCAGCCUGGUGGUCCUCUUCUACUUCUACCCCGUCCGCUGUGAGUGGUGUGAGUUCCUCACCUGCAUCCCCUUCACUGACAAGUUCUGUGAGAAGUACGAGCUGGAUGCUCAGCUCCACUGAGCCGGCUGGGGCGCUGGGGCCAUGCGCUCCAGCAGGCCAGAGCCAGGCACGUGGUCUCCCCCAAGCCUCACAGGCCACAGGACUCGACUCUCGAGCCCUGUGUGCUGCCCUGCCUGUUUCCUGAACACUGACCUCUUGUGCCUUGUUCACCGGCGGUGAAUCUCUCGUACUUCAGGGCAUUUAUUACACUAGUUCCCAUGAUUACCUUCUAACUAGUCUCUUGACGACCACCUCAUGUGGCCAAUAAAUGGACUGGGAGCGUUUUAGCUGCCACUAACUUA